This is a messenger RNA of Amaranthus tricolor (Joseph's coat), 1099 nucleotides long. RefSeq lists its product as uncharacterized. Gene Ontology annotation, cellular component: cytosol; nucleus. Lineage: Eukaryota; Viridiplantae; Streptophyta; Magnoliopsida; Caryophyllales; Amaranthaceae. The record is from RefSeq and is a predicted model, not a curated record. Gene Ontology annotation, molecular function: protein-folding chaperone binding; Hsp90 protein binding. The coding region runs from base 215 to 772 and encodes 185 amino acids. The transcript is spliced from 6 exons. Gene Ontology annotation, biological process: protein folding; chaperone-mediated protein complex assembly.
CCUUAAUCGAAACGUAGGGAGCACAACGACUAAUAAUAUUAGUAUUACCACGGAGCUACGUGUAUAAAUACUCGUAUUCGAUAAAAGUAGAGUAUUUAAAAGAAUCCAACGGUGUGCCGCCGAACCAUUUUCUAGUGCUUCGCCUUCAUAUCCCAGCUUCCAAUUCUCUCUCUUUAGCUUCUAGGGUUUUCUACUUUUCUCUCUAAACUCCACAAUGAGUCGUCAUCCUGAAGUUAAGUGGGCUGAGAGGGCAGACAAAAUAUACCUUACUGUGAUGUUGCCUGAUGCAAAGAAUCCAAAGGUUAAUCUGGAACCUGAAGGAACUUUUACUUUCACUGCUACUGGUGGCGCUGGUGAUAGCGCUUAUGAACUCAAACUUGAUCUUUUUGACAAGGUCAAUGUGGAGGAAAGCAAAAUUAAUUACGGGGUCAGAAGCAUAACCUGUAUUCUGAAGAAGGCAGAGACAAAAUGGUGGAAUAGGCUUCUUCGUGGAGAUGUUAAGCCUCCACAUUAUGUGAAGGUUGAUUGGGACAAAUGGGUAGAUGAAGAUGAAGACAACGGUACUGCUCCUGCAGACUUUGAUCUUGGUGGAAUGGACUUCUCGAAAUUUGGAGAUUACGGUGGUGGUGAGGAAUUUGAUGAUGAUAGUGAGGAUGAUGACCAAGUGUUAAAAUCAGAAGGAGGUGUUGAACACGCUGGAACUUCCGGGGCUGAUGAGAAAGUCGAGGAAGUGGCUGCUGCAGCAAAGACUGAAUCUACGAGUGGCGCAUGAGGCGCAUACUUAGAUGGAAUGCCCGCCCAGCCACACGCUUGUGCUCUCUUUUAGAGUGGUUUGUGACGAGGACUGAGCAGCCUUUCUUCAUCUUUGGAAUAGAUUUUGCUUCUGUAUUUUGGGAGGGACGGAUUUUCUGUGUGCAUUUCUUUUCCCUGUAAUCUGGUAGCCGUAGGCUUACGCAGGUUCAUAUGAAGCAUACAAGUUAGGAAUUUUUAGGCUGGAUCGAUAUUGGAUUUCUAUCUAUGACUGCUGGUUCUCUUCCCUAAAUUAAUGUUUCACAUUUUAACAUAAAUUCACUAUGGUCAGUUUCAUUUUAUGAUCUUA